Molecule: messenger RNA, 872 nt
Organism: Corylus avellana
Lineage: Eukaryota; Viridiplantae; Streptophyta; Magnoliopsida; Fagales; Betulaceae
Product: DNA repair protein XRCC4
Biological process (GO): positive regulation of ligase activity; response to X-ray; double-strand break repair via nonhomologous end joining
Cellular component (GO): nucleus; DNA ligase IV complex; DNA-dependent protein kinase-DNA ligase 4 complex
Molecular function (GO): DNA binding
Source: RefSeq, a predicted model, not a curated record
GUACUUAAGAAGAGGACCUUUGAUUGACAAGGCGGGAAAGACCAAUCUCACAGAAACAGUGUAAGCCAGCAAUGGACUCAGACAGGCAUACAUGCCUCAAGCUCCAGCCCCAACAGGGCGAGCCCAUCUUCGUCAAGGGCACUUGGUUUCACGCCCGAUUCGACCUCUCCAUCUCCGACGGCCUUCACACCUGGAUCUGCCACGCUUCAGAUGAGGAGGUGAGAGAGCGCGCGGCCCAGUGGGACCAGCCGGUUCCGGAGUACGUGGAGCUGGCCGAGCGGUACUUAGGGUUUCAGCAGCCCGGAUCGGUCUACCGGUUCGCCGAUGCCGGAGAAGGCCACAAAAGGUUGUCAUGGACUUUUGAGAAGGAAGGCACAACACUGGAAUGGCGAUGGAAGUGUCAACCAUCGCCUAAUAGUAAGGAAAUUACAGCAGGGAUUUUGGACUUCCUCAUGGACGCAAACAUAAGGCUAAGUGAAGAAGUUGUCAGAAAAACUCAAUCAUUUGAGAGGCUGAAAGUGGAAGCUGAGAAGUGUAUAGCACAGAGUGAGAAAAUUAAUGAGGAGAAGGUUGAGUUUGAAAAUGCAAUAUAUGCAAAGUUUCUUGGGGUCCUGAAUUCAAAGAAAGCAAAAUUAAGAGAGCUCCGAGACCAGAUUUCAAAUAAAAAAGCUGCUGGGAAAUUGCCAGCUGAAGAGGAAGAAGAUUCAACUGACAAAACUGAAAGUUUUGAAAAUGGAAGUGAUGAUGACAAAAGUGGGGACGAACCUGCCAAAAAUGUUAUAGGCACUUCAAUGGAUGUUGUAACCGGUAAGCCUCGUGGUCGUAAGAGGAUUACACGCAUUUAAUUUCUCACUAGUCAAGUGACCAUUCCA